AUGAAGACGAUGGAGGACUUACAGAGAAGUCUCAGUCCUCCGCCGUGUCCCUCCACUGUAACAGUGCGACGGAAUCCUCCGAGGAAAGCUAGAGCAACGCCGUAUACCACUGCAGCUAAGCCGCCUGCCGCCUCUCUGGGCUCCUCCGCGAAUACGCACCAAGUUCCGUCGUUUCCGAUCGACGAGAUUCUCUCCAUCCAAAUCCCGCAACCCGAGCCGAAAUCGUCGGUUUCGGAGAGUCUGAAGAUUUACCUGAGAAUCAAACCUUUGAAAACCUUCACCAAGGCAACCACCACAACAGCGAGGAGCAGACCUAGAAAUGUCUGGCCCCAGAAUCCUUCGAAGAAGACCAAUUUGGAGAACGCGAAGAAGAAUCAGAAGAGCGAAGAGGCUUGUAUCACCCUCAACGAUCCUUAUUCGGUCACACUAACUCCGCCUCAAGCGUUGCAAGAGCUGAAACGAAGCAAGACUGAGGUAUACGAAGGGUUUUCUCACGUCUUCCCGGCCGAUUGUUCCCAGAACGAUGUGUAUGGUAAAAUGGUUCAGCCAUUGUUGGAGGAUUUCAUGAAAGGGAAAAACGGAAUGUUGGCGGCAUUGGGACCUAGCGGCUCCGGGAAGACUCACACGGUCUUUGGAACUCCGAAGAACCCUGGAAUCGUUCCACUUACGCUCCGUCAAGUUUUCAAGAAGAGCGAUGAGAGCUCUCCUGGAUCCUUGAGGUCAUUUUACUUGUCCGUGUUUGAAAUAUGCUCCGAACGAGGGAAAGGGGAGAAAGCUUAUGAUUUACUUGGAGACGGAAGCUCUGAAUUGUCUGUGCAGCAAUCAACCAUCAGGGGUUUGAAAGAGGUCCCAAUCAAGAACUUGGAGGAAGCAGAGUCCUUAAUUGGACAGGCGAUGCUGAAACGUGCAACAGCUACAACAAAUUCAAACAGCCAAUCAAGUCGCUCACAAUGCAUCAUUAACAUAAGAGCAGCAUCCGAAGGCGUUUCUAACGAAACAAAAAUGCAGUCUGCUGAUGCUAUGCUGACGAUAGUGGACUUGGCGGGAGCAGAAAGAGAGAAAAGAACUGGAAAUCAGGGAGAAAGGUUGGUUGAGAGUAAUUUCAUCAAUAAUACAUCCAUGGUUUUCGGACAAUGUUUGCGGUCGCUGUUGGAGUUCCAGAAGAACCGAAAGAAGGGACUGCAGAAACAUCAUCAAAAUUCUUUGUUAACAAGGUAUUUGCGAGAUUAUCUAGAAGGGAAGAAGAGGAUGGCUUUGAUUUUAACAGUCAAAGCAGGAGCAGAGGAUUAUCUUGAUACCUCCUAUCUUUUGAAACAAGCGUCACCUUAUAUGAAAAUCAAAUUUGAUAACACUGAGGAAAUUUGCAACAAGAGGCAGCUCAAGACAUUUCCAAGAGUUGAAAAAAACAAGAAAGUUAAACUCAGUGCUCCCAAGACUUCCCAAAUUGAAGAAAUUGUUGUUGGAAAGAGAAACCAAGUUUCUCAGGAAGUGAAUUUGAAGGAAAAGAAAGCUGAUCCAACAGACAUAUCAUCUCCAACCGUAGAACAUGUUGCCCAGGAUAACACCGAGAGAGAGCACAUCAUCAUGCGGAAUUUUGCUAAAGUCUUAUGGAAUGUCCUGAAGCAGUACAACGAGAAAUUAAAAGUUGCAGAAGGUGACAUUUGCAGUCUCAAGGAAAGUCUUAGAAGUGAACAACUCAAAUCUCGUGAAUUGGAGACAGAGUUGAUCAGUCUCAAGUCUUCGUGCCUAUUUUCCAAGCCAAACCUGGUAGAACCAUGUAUACCUGAGGUAGAAGCACUUGUCCAUGCAAAAGAACAGUUCGAGGUCGACCCAAGUUUGGCUAAUGCGAUAAGUACUGUGGAUGAUGAUCCUUGCAACCUUAUCGAGUCAAGAAGAGAAGCCAGCGCAGAAAAAUUCAAUGAGUCUGCGUCUCCUUUGCCAAACAAAAACGUACUACGUGGUUUAGGAUACGAGGAAAACUCCUGUGCCGAGGAAAAAUCAUGUGCCAAGCAAGGUGAUCCUACACCUUCACCAGAACGUGUUGACGCUGAGCCAAAAAGAGAAGUCAGUGCAGAAGUAUGCAAUGAGUCUCAUGUGCCAAAAGAAAAUGUAGGACCUGGCUUAGGAUACGAGGAAAUCUCCUGUGCCGCGCAUAAAUGUGCCAAGCAAGGUGAUCCUACACCUUCACCAGAACGUGUUGAAGCUGAGCCAAAAAGAGAAGUCAGUGGAGAAGGAUGCAUUGAGACUCAUGUGCCAAACGAAAAUGUAGUACCUGGCUUAGGAUACGAGGAAAUCUCCUGUGCCGAGCAGAAAUGUGCCAAGCAAGGUGAUCUUACACCUUCACCAGGACAUGUUGAAGUUAGUGAGAAACCACAGGUUAAAAUCGCCGAGACUCAUGUUCAAGAGAAAUCAGAAGCAACUGAGGUUCGUGAAAUCGAAACCGCUCCCCGUGAAGCAGAACCUGCAUCAACUAAAAAACAGAGGAACGGGCAGAAACCAAAAAGGAGACUCCAACCUGCUUCAUCUGUGCUGUUAACAAGAGAAAUUAACACGUUAGAGAUCGAGGAUGAUAUCGCUGAGCCAAAGGGGACCAGAGGCGGAAAGAAGACAACAGUGGCACAACCGAGAAGCCAAGGAAGUGUCACUCUCCUCCGUCUCCUCACAAACAAUCUUCAUCUCUAA
Thlaspi arvense is the source of this 2682-nucleotide messenger RNA. NCBI's taxonomy places the organism in Eukaryota, Viridiplantae, Streptophyta, Magnoliopsida, Brassicales, Brassicaceae. The record is from the annotation of a GenBank genome assembly.